AUGGAUCUGGACAGCAUCAGAGCAAAAGUGGGAAAUUUUUGUGAUGAAAGCCAUUAUUAUUUAUUAGCUAAGAAUCCCGAAGAUUUACUGAGCGCGACGAAGAAAGGUCAAACAGUGAUGAUGUUCGUCAAUAUUCGGGAUCCCUCCAACCCUACAGUGAAGAGUCGACCUUACACUGAAAGAACGGCCGAUGUCUUCAAUUCGAUGCUUCAUAAUAACCACAUGGUUUCUCAGGUUUGUGAAAAAAAACCAUCAAUCCAGAAAAAUUUCCUAGAAGUUUAUUGAAG
This is a messenger RNA of Cylicostephanus goldi, 287 nucleotides long. NCBI's taxonomy places the organism in Eukaryota, Metazoa, Nematoda, Chromadorea, Rhabditida, Strongylidae. The record is from the annotation of a GenBank genome assembly.